Oppia nitens is the source of this 651-nucleotide messenger RNA. RefSeq lists its product as uncharacterized. Gene Ontology annotation, biological process: proteasome-mediated ubiquitin-dependent protein catabolic process; regulation of proteolysis. The record is from RefSeq and is a predicted model, not a curated record. Gene Ontology annotation, molecular function: ubiquitin protein ligase binding. Gene Ontology annotation, cellular component: cytoplasm. Bases 1 to 651 code for a protein of 216 amino acids. Lineage: Eukaryota; Metazoa; Arthropoda; Arachnida; Sarcoptiformes; Oppiidae. The transcript has a single exon.
AUGACAAAUAAUUACAAAGAUUGCCACGAAUUGAAAUUCUUGGAUAAUCCUAAUGAAUGUGAUAUCACUUUCAAAAUUGAAAACAAGACAAUCGCUGCUAACAAAUGGUUACUUAGAUUGAGAAGCGAUGUGUUUAACGCCAUGUUUUCAGUUGAAUUCACAGAAUCUACUGAAUCAGUGAUUGACAUCAAAGACAUAAAAUACAACACAUUUAAAGCACUUCUCAAAUAUAUUUAUUGCAACCGAAUUAUACUUGAAAACGAUUGCAAUUGUCAUCAAGUAAUGGAUCUAUACAUAUGUGCCGACAUAUAUCAUAUAAAGUCAUUGAUGGAAACACUGGAGAAAAUGUUGAUCCAAAUGAUCAACUUUGAGACCAUUGAAGAGAUCUACGAAUUUGCCAAACAGUAUAGCGUUGAGACUAUGUUUGCAAAAUUGAAUUCUUUUCUUAACAAUAAUCUCGACUAUUAUAUGACCAAAACUAUCAGUGAAUUGAAACGAUUGGCGACAUUGAGUGAUGGAUAUCUGAUGGAACUGUUGGUCGAGUGGAAGAAUAAUGAAAUCUUAAGAUUAGAAACCAUAUUAUCUCAAUUGGCCGCCAAUUGUUAUCAAUGCAAAAACAGGAUUACUUUCAAUGCUAACAAUAGAUUUUGA